AUGUCUGUCGGUUUGCUGAUGUUUCGAGUUUACGAAUUCAUAAUGAAUAUUGAUCUAAAUUCCCAAGGGCGGUUUCAUGUGCUGUCUACACCAUCAUCCUCUUCCUCAAAAUAUCUCGUUAAUAACGUAUGCAUAUUUUUUUUCUUUCUAAUACUAUCUGCUAUCUGUAUUGGCUUUGCCCAGGCUCAAGCUGAUAAUGUCAUUUCCUGGUACGAAGACAUCGGCAGUAAUACCACUGCUAGUGUCAUAAAGCGAUGUAUCACCCUAAAUACUGACGAUAAGGCUGUGAUACAACGCAACACUGUCCGCACUGACGGGGACUUCACUGUGUGGCUAGACGCUGGCAACAACUUUAGUCAUGAGCUAAACACAUCUCUAACCGACAGAAUAAAAGACUGUGUCUCCAGGUCAAGAACAAAUACCACAACCACCAUCCGAUCACACAAUGAUUAUGCAGUGAGUGGUCCUCGGAACUGUCAUUCUGAUGUUGAAGAGUUUUACGACUUCUUUGGACUAGAAUACCCUCAGGAUUAUGAUCCCGGGUGGACAAGUGAGGAGUAUGGCUCAGAAGACCAAGAUGAUGUAGUAUUGUCUAAACGAGUCGUUGAUAAGCCUGACUGGCGCAGCGAGACACCUCGAUACAGGAGUUCCCUUAAUGUAGCAUGGUUCGCUGCUAUUACAUUACAGUACUGGUCAGGGAGUAGUAAAAACUGA
Schizosaccharomyces cryophilus OY26 is the source of this 714-nucleotide messenger RNA. RefSeq lists its product as uncharacterized. The transcript is spliced from 2 exons. The record is from RefSeq and is a predicted model, not a curated record. NCBI's taxonomy places the organism in Eukaryota, Fungi, Ascomycota, Schizosaccharomycetes, Schizosaccharomycetales, Schizosaccharomycetaceae. Bases 1 to 714 code for a protein of 237 amino acids.